Messenger RNA from Labeo rohita (rohu), 1524 nucleotides. RefSeq names its product neuroguidin, EIF4E binding protein (gene ngdn). Gene Ontology annotation, biological process: maturation of SSU-rRNA from tricistronic rRNA transcript (SSU-rRNA, 5.8S rRNA, LSU-rRNA). Lineage: Eukaryota; Metazoa; Chordata; Actinopteri; Cypriniformes; Cyprinidae. The coding region runs from base 66 to 1010 and encodes 314 amino acids. The record is from RefSeq and is a predicted model, not a curated record. Gene Ontology annotation, cellular component: small-subunit processome; nucleolus. The transcript has 11 exons.
UUUUUAAAUUGCGUGCUGUGAGUUUUGAACCUACGUGGCAUCCGUAUCAACUUGGUUAAUUCAAGAUGGCGGCCACCACAGUUGGAAACAAUAUUAUACACAACGACCUCCCUACUGCUGUGCAUCUACUCAACAGUCUCACAGAACAGGUUGCUUCAGUAACAAGUCAUAUCCGGGACCUAAUAAAGAAAGUCAGAGAGAAAGCCUAUCAGACUUCUAAGGGUUUGUCUUUUCUCGACUUGAGAUAUCAUCUGUUAUUGUUUUACCUUCAAGACAUCACUCAUUUGAUCAGUUUAAAGACAGAAGGAGAAAGUCUGAAGGACAACAGCGCCAUCCACAGGCUGGUCACCAUUAGGACGGUUUUGGAGAAGAUGCGUCCACUAGAUCAAAAGCUGAAAUAUCAGAUUGAUAAAUUAGUGCGGACGGCAGUAACGGGCAGCCUUGCUGAGAAUGACCCUCUACACUUUCGUCCUAACCCUCAGAAUCUGGUCAGCAAGCUGAGUGAAUCUGAGAAUUCAGAUGAUGAGAAUGAAGAAGGAAAAUCAAAGGGGGUAAAAGAGCCCUCAACCGGCAGAAAAUAUGUACCUCCUCGAAUUGCUCCAAUGCAUUAUGAUGGAGACAUGACAGACGCAGACCGGCAAAAGGAGCGGAUUGACAAACAGAAGAAAGCGGCACUCCGCAGCUCUCUGAUCCAGGAGCUCCAGCAGCAAUACAGCGACGCUCCUGAAGAGAUCAGAGACCGCAGAGACUUCCAGACUGAACGGGAAAGCAGAGAGGAGCUAAACAGGAAAAAGUAUGAGGAGUCCAUGAUGGUGCGUCUCAGCACGCCACGUGCGAAGAGGAAAAGAGGAAUAGUGGGAAUGACAUCACAGCUUGGUAACAUCACACGAUUCAGUGACAUCACCGCUCUAACAGGGGGAGAAGCACAGGGUAUUGAUCAUUCAAAACCCAAGAAAAAGAAGAAAAUUAUCAAGAAAGGCAAAAAGAAAAUUUUCAGGAAGCGCAAGUAAACCACUGAUGCCAAGGAGAGUUUAAGAUGCAUUUCUUUCCUUGAAAUUAAUCUUUCCUUGGGACCUUUUUUUCUUUCAUGAACAAAAACGUGGAGCCUUAUCUAAAAAGGUUAAUCGCGGUGCCAAUCUUGAUUUGCAUAUGCAUUAGGUUUCUAAUAAAAAAAAGGUGACUGAGUGGCAUGCCUAAUUUUUCGCUGAAGUGUAUUUAGUGGUAAAACAUUCUUGUAAAAGUGGUAGUCAUGAGGAUUUUAAAGGAAUAGUUCACCCAAAAAUUAAAAUUCUGUCAUUAAUUACUCGCCUUCAUGUUGUUCCAAACACUGAGUUCAUAUUCUCAACACAAAUUAAGAUAUUUUUGAUGAAAUCUGAGAGCUAUCUGACCCUGCAUAGACAGCAACGAACCAUGUUUAAGGCCUUGAAAGGUAGUAAAGACAUUGUUAAAAUGUGACAUCAGUGGUUCAACCUUAAUGUUUGAAAUUGAAUAAAGUUGCUAUUUUUGUUUUCUUUGCAUGCAAAG